GCGCGGUAGCUGUCAGAUAGCGGAGACAGACGGAGAGAGAACACCCACUUUGGUCGCUUCGUCUUUCUAUAUCAAACCCUCCUUCAACAGGCGCCUCCAGAAAGGCAUUCCACCGCUCCAACGGCCGUCUAGCUGCUGGGCGGACCUGUAUUUCAAACGCAAAUUUAGCGCAAAUAACCGCAUUGUUUUUCGGAACUGACAAAGUAAAAGAAGCGAGAGACAGGGGAGAGACAUGGCCACGACAACCUGUACGCGAUUCACAGACGAAUAUCAGCUAUACGAGGAGCUGGGGAAGGGAGCCUUUUCAGUGGUGCGCAGAUGUGUUAAGCUGUGUACAGGACAGGAGUAUGCCGCCAAAAUAAUCAACACCAAAAAGUUAUCUGCAAGAGAUCACCAGAAGCUGGAAAGAGAGGCUCGGAUUUGUCGCCUAUUGAAACAUCACAACAUUGUUCGUCUUCAUGACAGUAUAUCAGAGGAGGGCUUCCACUACCUCCUGUUUGACUUGGUGACCGGAGGUGAACUGUUUGAGGACAUCGUAGCCAGAGAGUAUUACAGCGAGGCCGACGCCAGUCAUUGCAUCCAGCAGAUCCUGGAGGCGGUGCUUCACUGCCAUCAAAUGGGUGUGGUGCACCGGGACCUGAAGCCAGAGAACCUGCUUCUAGCAAGCAAAUGUAAGAAUGCCGCAGUGAAGCUGGCCGACUUUGGCCUGGCCAUUGAGGUACAGGGGGAUCAGCAGGCCUGGUUUGGAUUUGCUGGCACACCGGGGUACCUGUCCCCUGAGGUAUUGAGGAAGGAGGCAUAUGGUAAACCUGUGGACAUCUGGGCCUGCGGGGUGAUCCUCUACAUCCUGCUGGUGGGUUACCCUCCUUUCUGGGAUGAGGACCAGCACAAGCUGUACCAGCAGAUCAAGGCUGGGGCUUACGAUUUCCCUUCCCCAGAGUGGGACACAGUCACCCCAGAGGCCAAAAACCUGAUCAACCAGAUGCUGACCAUCAACCCAGCCAAGAGGAUCACUGCUCAGGAGGCCCUUAAGCACCCAUGGGUCUGCCAACGGUCCACGGUGGCGUCUAUGAUGCACAGACAGGAGACUGUGGAGUGCCUGAAGAAAUUCAAUGCCAGAAGGAAACUCAAGGGGGCCAUUCUUACUACCAUGCUGGUUUCUCGAAAUUUCUCUGUGGGCAGCAGGCAGACCGCCGCUCCAGCCUCUGUAACUGCGGCCGCAGCAGCAGUGGCUGCAGCCGCCGGCACCACCGCAGGGCUGGUGGAACAAGCAGCUAAGACCUUGCUCAACAAAAAGGCAGAUGUCAAGAAACGCAAGUCCAGCUCUACUGUCCAGUAUAUGCCCCAGACAAACAGCACCAAAAACAGCAUAGUCACCAGCCCCAAAGGAAACAUCCCUUCACCUGCUCUGGAACCUCAGACAACAGUCAUCCAUAAUCCAGUGGACGGGACAAAGGAAUCAUCAGACAGCAGCAACACCACUGUGGAGGAUGAAGAUGUGAAAGGAAAGAGCUUAGACAACAGCUCGCUUAAGGCGCAGUCCAGCACAAGCUCCCAGCCAGAUAGCUCUCAGGGCUCCUCAGCUCCUGUGUACUCUGCCACAAAGUUUGCUGACCUGCUGGGCUCAGUGCGUAGGGGCUCAGGGCCCACAUCCGACGGGGAAGGGAGAACCAGCACUCCACCUCCUGCUGCCCUCUCCGCCCCCUCCCCUCCACACACCCCUGUUGUCCCCAUGCAGAUGUCUCGGCUCACAGACUUGGUAAGCAGUGUUCGCAGGGUGCCGGCGGCCCCUGCACCCGAGGUUGACGCUGCUCCGGCGCCGGUACCUUGCGCCAGGCCCACCCCUCCACCUGCCCACACCACCUCCCCACCUCCCCCUCACUCCCCCUCCAGCCUUUCCCUGUCUUCCUCCCAGAUACGCAAACAAGAAAUUAUCAAGAUCACUGAGCAGCUGAUAGAGGCGAUCAACAAUGGAGACUUUGAGGCUUACGCUAAGAUCUGCGACCCUGGACUGACUUCAUUUGAGCCGGAGGCGCUCGGCAACCUGGUAGAGGGGAUGGACUUCCACAGAUUCUACUUUGAGAACCUUCUGGCUAAGAACAGCAAGCCCAUCCACACCACCAUCCUGAACCCCCACGUCCACCUGAUUGGCGAGGACGCGGCCUGCAUCGCGUACAUCCGCCUGACUCAGUUUGUUGACAACCAGGGUCGGCCACGGUCCAGCCAGUCGGAGGAAACUCGCGUCUGGCAUCGCAGAGACAGCAAGUGGCAGAACAUCCACUUCCACUGCUCAGGUGCACCAGCUGCGCCACUCCAGUGAGGUUGAAUGCCGUAGUUUUGUCUGUCAGGAGUGCUCUGCUGGAGAGAGGAGGAGGAGGAGGAGGAGGAGGAGGAGGAGGGAAGGGAUGAAAGAACAAGUCCAGCUUUGGUUUGGGGAUGGGCCCUUCAACAACAAACCCUCCCUCACUGGACGCCCAGCCUCAACCCCCCAGCAUGCAUCUCUUCUUUUACUACUACUCCCCACUCAUCUAUCACCUGCCCUACAACAUCUUCUGACAAGUAUCAAACAAACAGCUUUACAGCCUUCACCCCUCUGGUUUCCUCUUCUUCCCUCCGGCACACUGGGUGAUGGGUGGGGGCGGUGGGCAGGGGGUGGGGGGGGUUUCAGCACUCGGUGUGAUUCCUUCUUCCUGUGGUCUCUCCGCGUUUCUGCAAUUUUUGUGACACCAACCCUGUCCUCCUGUGAAUCCACACUUGUGUGACAUAAACACUGCACUGGAAAUACAAUAUGUAAAGUUUUAAGUAAAAUCUGUUAUUAUCAUGACUAUAUUAUUACCAUUAUGGUUAUUAUUAUUACACAUUUGUAGUUGUAUAUGUAAUUUGUAUAAUUCGAAAUACUCAAUGCCAGUGGUUACUAGAGUUGAAGGAAAUCUUUUUUUGUUUUUCUCUUUAUCUUUUUAAGAAAGCAUGUUUUUCCCCCAAUUAUAACAGUGGCUGUUUUCUAUUGUGGCUAUUUAAGUAGAAAAUUAUAUUGGCAGUUUUUAGUAAUUUGCUUCUUGUAUGUGAGCUAUAAUUCUGCACCCAAGUUCAUGGUCAACAUGUUUUAGUUUGUUUGUUUUUCGGUUUUCCUUUUUUUUUUUUUUUAAAGGGGUAUGUCUGAUGGUGUUGUGUGAAUGUAGAGAGUGAGUCUUUGUGUGUGUGUGUGUGUGUGUGUGUGUGUGAGUGGUUAUUUAAACCAGACACAAAGUGUGUUCUAGUCCAAACAUGAUUACUGUACAGUUUAAGGAACCAGUUGCUUUUCCCUCGCUGCAAAGUAAACAGCCGGAGACGAGGUUAGCUGAGCUCAGUGCCUCAAACUGAACAUUUCACACUUACAAAACAAAACGGCAUGCAACAAGAGUUAUAUCAUGAUCAUCAUCAUCUUACUUUUCCAUCUUCAUGGAUAACACUAUAAUGGUAGAAUGCCCUGCGCUUUCGCAUCCUGAAUGGUGAGCUCUAAAGACGAAGAAAAACUUGUUUUCCUGUUAGUGACAGUGUUCCUUGAUUUGUAUUGCUGCCACCAUUGACAAAAAAAUAUGUUUCUCAUUACAGGGACAACAUUUUGUUGAUAUAACAAGAUACCUUAUUUUGUUUUAACAAGAAACUAUACAUUAUAAUAACACAUCUACUUUUCACAUCAUCACAAAAUAAGUUGGUGUGUUGUUAUAUAAGAAGAAAUUAUUUGUAUGUUCCAUGUUGCAACCAGAAAAGCAUCCGGUCCAAAGAGGAAAUAUCGUCGGCAAUAUCAGAGAAACCGACUAUGAUUCUUUAAAGGAAUCAUUUGAUUUGAAUUCAAUUCUUGGGAUGAGAUAUUUGAAGUCAGAUUCUGCUCUGAUUGAGAACAGUCGUGUACAUAGAACCAUACAUUAAGAACAUUAUUUAAACAUGUGGCUAUACUGAAGAAAGAACUGUUACAGGUGGCAUCAUUUCUCCUAAAUGAAGUGGAGGGGCACGACAGGCUGCAUGGACACAAAUCCCAGUCCUGUUUUAAAGUGAAGUUCUGGACUAGGCUAAUCUUUGACCAGAGAAACAUAAACAGGUUUAACUGGACACUAAAAUGUUGGGAUAAUAGUGUUUUUAUACAACAAACCAUUUAUUCAAGGCUGUCCUAUUGUAAAAAUACUAAUAAAAUAAAUAAAAUUACUAAAUGCCUCAUUUAUCUGAUCAUGUUAAAGGUGCCGUAGGUAGGAUUUCGAAGAUCCAGGUCUUAGCCAAAGAAUUUGAACAUCAACAACUUCUCAGUCCCUACCCCCUUUCUGCUAAAGCACAAAACGGUCUCCUAAGCCCCUCCCCCCAUAAGGAGAAUGAAUGUGCAUGAGCAGUGAUUGCAAAUAUGACAGAAAGUUAGUUGUAUAAGUCUUACCUACUGCACCUUUAACUGCUAGGUAAAACUCAUUAACAGAUAUGAAAGAACUAAAAAAAAAAAAUUUCAAAAACAUCAAAAAUGUAAUGUCAUUUCUUGUUAAACCAAGUUGUGAUCUGAUGAAAAAGGCUUCCUGUUAUUAUGAAAUAUUUUGGUGUGGUAUAAGAGAAAUACGCCAAACUGUAACAUCAAAGUAGCUCGUUAUAAUUGCAAUAUUUUUUCACGACAAGAAACUGAGCACUAUUUCUUGCUCACAGUAGCACUUCAGUUUUGCGUCGGUCCGUUUUUCCACAAGUGUUUUUCAGGCUAUUGGUGUUAAAAAGGUGCUCCGGGGUUAGUGGCUUCUGCUGUUGCUAGGUGACAGCUGAAAACCCAUUUAGUGCUCAGUGCUCUUUUCUUAAAAGUUGGGAUAUAUUUAACUCACUAGAUCUCGGUGCUGUAGGGAACUUUUUUUUUUUUUUAUAUCCAAAUGACAAACAAAAGAAGUCAGUGCUCUAAAAACAGAAUCCCAGAAGACGCCUGACCUUUCUCACUUCCAGAGCUAUAGUGCAGAAAGAUGGUGCCGCUGCCUGUUUGUUUAUUCAAAGCACAUACACUUAUAGACCCAUAUCAGUAAUGAAGAAUCAAGGUAUGCUUGAAACCUCCACAAGUGUGAGGAUUUUCCCGACGUACCAUGAGUUCAUAAACGUCUGCAGACAGUGAGGUUUGCUUAGGGCUUCUCUGUUCGGCGGUCUGGUUCCUCCUUUCAGGGCAGUCCUUUGCCACAGGGUGCAAUAUUUGUGUGUGUGUGUGAGUGUGAAAGUAUGUAUCUGUUGCUCUCAGUAUGUAUUCUUUACAAGUCAGGAGAAAUAUUGGAGAUGUAUGUUGUGUGAGAGAUGGAAGGAGAAGGCUUUAUUUCGGAGGACAUAUCAGUCCCCUGCCUUCAGCCCAGGGCUUUUUUUUUCUUAUGAUUUAAUCUCUUUUUUUUUUUUUUUUCCUAUGUAUUAUGUUUUUCAUGUUUUAUCAGCUUUUUAUGAUAAAAAGUGCUUGUGCUAGGGGUGACGGGAUUAAUCCGAUGGACUUUGCAGCACUGAAAACUGUUUUUGUGGGGAUUUGACUUGCGAUCAGCUCCUCCACCAUUGGCUGCCUUCACAUUUGUCUCGCCCCUAUUGGUCAGACCAAGAUAUUAAAGAGGCCAGGCAGUCAGUUUGGUGAAUAGUCCUCAGGUUUCUAUUUAUUUUGUAAAUGUAUUUAUUUAUUUUAGUGGAAUGAUUUUAUGGUGUUCUUCUCUUUUUUGUUUUGGUUUUGUUUUCCGGUUGUACAGCUCAUGCACUUGUGCAGGUACUGUCUAUUGCUGUUCAAAGGGACACCGCUCCAUGUAAAACAUGACUGUUUUAACGGGAUAGUAAACCGAAUUUGCAUCCUGCAUGUGCUUUUCUGUAAUGACCAACAUGGUGUGAUUUACUUUUUCUUUUUCUGCUGUUUUUCUUUUGCAACUUUAGAUGGAAGUUGUUUUUGACAUCAUUUUUUUUCUGUUUUAUGAUGUCCAUCGUUUUACUUCCACUUAGGUCAUUACCACUUUGCCAGAGUGGGACAUCUAUCACUUUAAAACUCAUAUGAUACAGGAUUGAAUUUUGGAGUGAACUAUCCCUCCGAAGCUUUAUCGCCUUCUUUUUUUUUUUUUUACUUUUUUUUGAGGUGAUGAAGCUUUUUUUCAAAGUGAACCACUGAGUUGUUGUAUUAUACUCGUGUCUCAUCCAGUAACCGUGUUAUUGCCUACUUGGCCCUGUUCUAAUACUAAAAGGUCAACGGUUACCCUAAGGCGUUCAUGUGUGAUCGUGCUAACCAGACAUGACCCCCCCCCCCCUCGCCUCCAAAAAAAAAAGAAGAGAUAGCAGCAUGUACAUUGCAAAGUUGUUGUUCUUCUGUUCUUAGUGUGUUUUACUAGCCUUGAAAAUCAAUAUAAGAUUCACAUAUUUAGAACGAGGGAGUUCACAGUGUUACAUAACUGCAACUAACUAGCAGCGUAGCUGGCAUUUUUUAUUUUUGCAUGACAGUCAACGGGACACUUGUUUUUAGGUGUUUUCCUUUUUAUUUGUUUUCUCAUUUUCUACUGAAUGCUGGUAUACUCGGCCUCUCUGUCUAUUUUUCUCAGCUUUUAAAGUGCAUAUAACUAUUUUUGUCUCAAGAUGAUGAUGUUAAUGACUGUGGGACUAUAAGGAUGUUGACAGUGGUGGUGGUGGUGGUGGUGAUGAUGAUGGUGUGAUGAAGAUUAUCUCGCAUGCUUUUCUGUGGCGAUCUUGUGUUGUCAGUGCAGAAUGGCUGCCUUUUGUUCGUAGCUGAGAGAACACGAGGAGCGCCUGUUAACCACCGGCACCGAGAGCGACGGCUUCACUGAGCCUGCAUGUCACUUUGAGAAACGCCACUUGAGUCCAACGGCCAGAUUAGAAGCCGUUUCAGAGAGUGGAUGAGCUCCAGCAGGGGGCGCAGUCACGCAGAGUAGAGCACAAACACGCAGGUUGACACGUCUUUGACGCUUCUGACGUAGCUGCACAAUAAGUUGACUUUAGCGUCAAUUGUAACCGGUCAUCCAGUCAGAGACAACAGCAGUUUAUCACUGCAGAAUAAGAACAAAGCUUUCAUUAUAAUUAUUAAUCAGGGCUGCACAGUUAUGACCAAAAUGACCGUUCUGAUUACAGUUUGAGGCCAUGAUCAUGAUGUUGAUACAUGGUAGUUUUCCUCUGUGAUUUUGGGGAACAAAACAUCAUUUUCCUUUAUUCAAUUACAUCACAAACUGUUUCCACACUUUAUACAUUCUUAACCAAAUCAAAUGAUAAAUCAUGAUUGUGUAUGAAUGAUCAAAGCUGACAUGAUAGAAAAUGAUUAAUAGUGCAGCCCUACAUAUAGACUACAACAUAUAAACUACAAUAACUGUCCUCCUGUGGUCUCUUGAGGUCAGUGCGAGCUCUGCUGCCUUCCUUUCAGCGGUUUAGUCAGACGGAGCUUUACCGAGAUGAACUGGAGCCACUGUGUUCACUCUGAAGCUCUGCCAUCCUCUUCCUCCAGCCAGUGACUGAGUUGCACUGACAACACUGAGUUGGCUUCUCUUCGUAGGGUGUCUCUCACUCUUCUCCCAUUCCCUGGGUUUCCAACCUGAUUUUAAUCAUUUCUCUGCAGUCAGCUCUUUCUAGUUUCUCCUUUGUCUCUUUCUGUCACUUUGGGUUUCUUCUGUAUAAUAAUAUGAAUCCUCUACUUCUCUGAUUCUUCGGAUUAUUGCUCUGUUCUCUUACAUGCUACACGUGUUUCUAUAACUUCGAGAAAAUGUGUUAAGGUGUUAUCAAUAAAAUGAUCAUUUAAAUAGAAAA
Perca fluviatilis (European perch) is the source of this 7746-nucleotide messenger RNA. It is a transcript of the gene camk2b1, whose product is annotated as calcium/calmodulin-dependent protein kinase (CaM kinase) II beta 1. The transcript has 25 exons. The record is from RefSeq and is a predicted model, not a curated record. NCBI's taxonomy places the organism in Eukaryota, Metazoa, Chordata, Actinopteri, Perciformes, Percidae. Gene Ontology annotation, biological process: protein phosphorylation. Bases 233 to 2320 code for a protein of 695 amino acids. Gene Ontology annotation, molecular function: calcium/calmodulin-dependent protein kinase activity; ATP binding; calmodulin binding. Gene Ontology annotation, cellular component: cytoplasm; neuron projection.